UCUGCUCUCGCGUUAAGUAGCCGAUCAUAUAACUGUUAAAACACAAGUCGGUUUAUUUUACAAAAAUUACACUGGCGCAGUAAUUCGACGAAAAUUCGAACUCUUCGCAUAUAAUAUAUCUUAAAUUAAAUAUUUUUAAAAUAAGUCAUUCUUAUAUUCGCUUAUAAAAUGAAUUCCUCCAUGCGUUUAUUCCAUCCCAUCGUUCGCGGUAUGGCAUCGCACACCGGAAGUAGAAAACCGGUCCUCUACGGUUACGCUAAAAGCUCCGCGUCGUGGCGUGUCCGCGCCGCAUUCGUGUAUAAAGGUAUCGAAUACGAGCAGAAAAUCUUCGAUCCCUACAGUGCCACCCAAGCGGAUGCGGAGGAGUACAAGUUAAAACUAAAUGCACUGCGGCAAGUGCCGACGCUGUUUAUCGAUGGGAAUAAAAUGACGCAGAGCGUGGCUAUACUGGAGUACAUUGAAGAGACCCGGCCGGAAAAGCCGCUACUUCCUAAAGAUCCGGUGAAGCGCGCCAAGGUCCGGCAGAUUGUGGAGAUUAUCAAUUCCGGCAUCCAGCCGCUGCAGAAUCCGCCGGUUGCGCAAAAGUACAGUGAUGAUGCGAAGAAGCAGCAGGAAUGGCAGGUGUAUUGGAUGGAAAGAGGUCUGGGCGUCUUGGAAAAAAUCCUGGUGGACAGCAGCGGAAAAUACUGCGUGGGCGACGACAUAACCUUUGCCGACUUGGCGUUAGUGCCGCAGAUGUUUUCGACGCGACGUUUCGGCGCGGACCUGAAUCGUGCUCCCACUUGUAAACGCAUUUUUGAAGAUUUGCUGAAACUGGACUAUUUCCAACGGACACAUCCAAAUAACCAGCCGGACACUCCUGAUGAAGAGAGGGGGAAAAAUUUAAAUUGAAAGUGAUUCGAUGUGCCGAUACAUCUUUUCAUACUAAAAUAUUCUUUUAUUAUACUCCUAUAGUCAGUAAUAUAGGAAGAAUCUUUUAUAUAUACAGAGACAUUACUUUGCCAACGAAAGCCUGCUUAACGGCAUACAUGAAUUCUUUUUUCGUCAACCGAAGCAGACUAUGCCGGGUCCACAAUUUAUUCCCGAAUCAGUAAUGUUUAUUUUUUAGUACUCGGCGAUCGUUUCUAAAUUUUCCAGCUUACUGCCGCAUUAAAGAACUUCGUUUACAAGCCGCACGCGCGCGACUAACAAUAAACUAGGCUUUAGAAAACAAAACUCUGUUAAAUAUUUUGCAUAUAUUUGAUUCAUGGGAAUUACUUUACGCCAAAUGUGCUGCCGCUUGAAAUAACCUAUUUUAAUUUUUAAUCGCGUUCAUGUAAAGCGGCAGUUUUGUAAAAGAAAACAUAUAGAAAAAUCUGUCCUGUAAAUUAUUUGAGCGAAAAUUGGGUUGAGCAUUAAACGAUUUGUCCGCGUUUGUCGUCCGGUGCGUCGGCUUGAUUGAACGGGUGACUUUGGCGGAAUGCUUCCACCUCCAACAAAUUGUUGUAGAUGCCAACGGCCAACGGGAAUUUGUUGAUAUCCGCACCGAAUCGUCGGGCGGCAAAAAUCUGCGGAGCCAGCGCACAAUCCGCUGCCGUGACCUCGUCGCCCACACAGUACUUGCCGCUGGUCUUCUCCAGAAUCUUCUCCAGUGCGGUCAGGCCUUUCUCGAUCCAGUACAC
Messenger RNA from Paramacrobiotus metropolitanus, 1661 nucleotides. Its product is annotated as maleylacetoacetate isomerase-like. Gene Ontology annotation, cellular component: cytoplasm; mitochondrion. The transcript is spliced from 2 exons. The coding region runs from base 169 to 891 and encodes 240 amino acids. The record is from RefSeq and is a predicted model, not a curated record. Lineage: Eukaryota; Metazoa; Tardigrada; Eutardigrada; Parachela; Macrobiotidae. Gene Ontology annotation, molecular function: glutathione transferase activity; maleylacetoacetate isomerase activity. Gene Ontology annotation, biological process: L-phenylalanine catabolic process; glutathione metabolic process.